Molecule: messenger RNA, 7419 nt
Organism: Astyanax mexicanus (Mexican tetra)
Lineage: Eukaryota; Metazoa; Chordata; Actinopteri; Characiformes; Acestrorhamphidae
Gene: erf
Product: Ets2 repressor factor
Exons: 5
Coding region: 725-2566 (613 amino acids)
Biological process (GO): cell differentiation; regulation of transcription by RNA polymerase II
Cellular component (GO): nucleus
Molecular function (GO): DNA-binding transcription factor activity, RNA polymerase II-specific; sequence-specific DNA binding
Source: RefSeq, a predicted model, not a curated record
GCUCCGACACAGAGAGAGAGGGAGGAGGAGGAGAAGAGAGAGAGGAGGGGGGCGACGGGGAAAGAGAGUGGCACAGAGUGAGUGAGUGGAAAAAAAUUCAGUGAAGAGAAGGAGAGAAAAAAAAACUGUGCCCCAGACUGUUUUUUUUUCCUCCCUCUCUCUCUUUUUCUUCAGACAUGGUCUCUCGCUCUGUGUUGUUUUGACUGUGAGAAUAAUAAUAAUAUGACGUGGACGUGUUGAAUAUGCAACACUGCAGGGCGACUAAACUAAUGAGCUAGGUUAACUUAGUUAAUUUACCGAGCCCAGGCAGCGGCAGCACGUCGCUCAGCUCUAACUCUAGCUCUACCCAGCCCUCGUCCAUCGGCACGACGCGCCUCUCAGAUUCUCUCCGGCUCUUUGAAGACCGCUAAAGUGAGCCGCUCUCGGACCGAGGCGGCGUUUUUCACCGGGCUGGAGCCGCCGAGAGCCGUAGCCUCGACGCGAGUCAGAGAGGGGAACGGUAGGGGGCCGAGCGGAGCGAGUGAGCAGAGCGAGUGAGAGAGAGUGUGGAAAAGCCAGGAGCGGAGUGAAAGUAGAAAAGUUUAGCGAGGAGUUUGUGCGGCUUAAGCACGGCAAGAGGAACAACGACGGAGAAGAGAGAUUCACAACUCAACUGACUGUCCGACUGGCUUCAAAUUAGAAAGCGAGCUAACGAAAUAGCUACGCUACUACUACUACUAUCGACAUGAAGACCCCGGGGGACUCGGGGUUUGCCUUUCCAGACUGGGCCUACAAGCCGGAGUCGAGCCCCGGCUCCAGACAGAUCCAGCUCUGGCAUUUUAUUCUGGAGCUGCUGAGGAAAGAGGAGUACCACGAUGUCAUCGCCUGGCAGGGUGACUACGGCGAGUUUGUCAUCAAGGAUCCAGAUGAGGUGGCGCGACUAUGGGGUGCCCGCAAGUGCAAACCGCAGAUGAACUACGACAAGCUCAGCCGAGCACUCAGAUACUACUACAACAAAAGGAUCCUGCACAAGACCAAGGGGAAGAGAUUCACUUACAAGUUCAACUUCAACAAGCUGGUGCUGGUCAACUAUCCAUUCAUAGACAUGGGAUCUGCAGGCUCAGGGGUUCCCCAAAGUGCUCCCCCUGUCCCCUCUGGAGUGGGCACUCAUUUCCGUUUCCCUCCAUCCACGCCGUCAGAUGUGCUCUCCCCCAGCGAGGAGCUGCGCAGUCCAGGUGUCUUCAGCGCCGUUGCUCGUCGCAUGGCCCGCGGCUCCGUCUCCGACUGCAGCGACGGCACCUCCACCAACUCCGAGCUGGAAGAAGCUGGUUUAGCUGCAGGUGAUGAGCGCCCAGCCGACCGUGCCUUCAGAAACCUCCUUCACCCUCGCCUCUCCCAUGAUUCCCUCUUCCGUGUCUACGGUGCCCCUCCCAACCCACCGGGGAUGCCACGUGGAGGCCCCCACGCACCCCCACACAGGGUGCACCCUGAGCCCCUCUCUCCCUUCCCUGUGUCCCCUCUACCAGGUCCUGGAGGUCUGCUGGCUCCACCUCUCUCUCCAGCUUUGUCUAUGACCCCUACUUCACACCUGCCUUACACCCCAUCCCCCUCCCUGUCUCCAAUGCUGGGCUCUCAUUUCUCCUUCAAUCCAGAGGACAUGAAGCGCUACCUGCAGGCUCACACCCAGAGCGUCUACAACUACCACCUGAGCCCCCGCGCCUUCCUUCACUACCCCAACAUAGUCAUCCCUCAGCCUCAGCGCCCGGACAAGGGGAUAGGAGGCUCCGCGGCGGCUCCACACCUCCCCACCCAUCCCAUACACCAUCACCAGUCCGAGGACCCUCACCUCUCGCCUUUCAAGUUCAAGCUGCAGCCUCCGCCACUUGGACGCAAGCAGAGAGAAGGCCCGCUGGCUGCCGGAGCAGGACACGCCCCCUCAAUCACCUCCUCAGGACUAGGCUCCUCCUCCAGUCAGGGUUCUAACUGUGCCUCAUCUGGACUGAUGAACAGUAGCUCAGGAGGGCCACCAAAGAUCAAGGUCGAGCCCAUCUCGGACAUCGAAUCAGAGGAAGAGGUGGAGGUCACAGACAUCAGUGAAGAAGAUGAUAAUUGCGAUGUCUUUGGCCCACCCCACUCCAACGGAGGCCCUAUUCCUCCCCAGUGUCCUGACGGCAUCAUGGAUGAAGACGAGCUCGAGGAAGACGUCUUCAAGACCCCGGCUGCUCCGACUUCUGGCAACGGCCUCGCCCUGCUGGGCCUCAAAUCCGAGCCCAGAGAGCUCGGUCUGGGCCAAGGUCCUCCCAACAGUCCCGGAGGAACCCGCUGCAUCCCCCUGAAACUCCGCUUUAAGCGACGCUGGAGCGAGGAUCAGCGCAUGGAGGCUGAAGCCGAGGAGGCCGAGGACAAGAAGAGCCGCGGUGAGAGGGAGGAGCCCGUGCAAGAGACGGAGCCUAAAAGGAUGGAGGAGAACGGAGAGCGGAAGAGUCCGGUCAAUUUGGCUGCACCCCUGGGCACAGGCCAGCGGAGAGUGAGCUCAGAGCUGCAGAGAGCGACGGCGCAGCUCUCCUUGGAGAACAAUGGCUGCUGAGGAGACGUAAAUGCACACUCGCUGACAAAGAUGGCCUCGUGACGGCCUGUGAUUUAAUGACUUAGUUUUAUGGGACUUGGAUACAAACUCAAGUGCAUUCAAAACCUUUGGCUGACAACAGAACAAAUCUACACACGGUCCUUCAUACCAGCUUUCCUCGCAAGAAUGUCCGAAGUAUCGCCGCACAUCGCCGAGCGUGCUUACAGAAACACAGCUUCUCUGAUUUUUAAAGUGCAGAGACACUAAGAAUGGCUAGAACUGACCCCCCCUCCUCCUCCUCCUCUUCCUCCCUGUUACACAUUUAAGCAUCACCCCAGAUCCUUAAACCUCUACCAUCCACGACUGACCUACCAUCUACUGACCGAACCCACGAUCGUCUUGGCUGUACUCAUGCUCAUGCUUAUCAUCACCAUCACCAUGGACAUGGAAAUGGAUGUCUUUAUUCAACUGCACCCCCAAGAGACCCUUUUUUGGGAUAUGGGGACACCCCAAUGCCUUUAAACACAACACAUUAAAUAUUUAGAUUACAGAGAUAAGAGAUAAGUGCCUGAAUUGGGGAGAAGAAGGCAUUGCACUCAUCUACAGAUCUAAAACCGUGGAUGAUGAUGAUGAUUAUGAAGUAGAAGAAGAAGAAAAAGAAAAAGAAGAGGUGGGCACUCUCCAAACAGAUAACAGAAAGAAAAACAGCCUUAUCCCACCCCGAACCAUGAAGACCCUAUUCUUUUUACAUUGUUGUACAUGGUUGUACACGGUAUCUGGGGCUGUGGUUACGCCCAACCUCACCUGGAGUUCAUUGGAGGCUCCAGGAUCUAACCGCACAGCACACAAGAAGGUGGUCGGCCACUUUUGUUCACAGAUCUGAACUUUCAGAUAUGAAAAGAUGGUCCCCCCAGACCAGAUGCAGGCAGAUGCAGUUCCUUAACGCAACUCCAGGGCCACAACUCUCAGAGACAGGGACACACCUUCUGAUCAAACCUCUAUCCUAUUUUAUUCUAUUCUAUUCUAUUUUAAUUCUUAUUUUAUUUUUUGGCCUUUGCUUCCGAAACAGGGCCUCUAUCCUUAGUCACUGCCUCAGAACUUUUGAUGCUAACUGCUAAGCACUGCCUUUUAACGUCCUUAAGGUCCAACAAGGAGUCUGGAGGCCCAGCAAACCAACCACCUCGCUCCCCCCUCUAAACCAGCCCUGUUCUUUCAAAUCAGCCUAAUUUACGGGACCACUUCUUGAUCAUCUUCGGACCCAAAUGUUGUACAUACUACAUCCCUAAUGCAGCAAUGCAGAAAUGCAGAUUCGUAGGCUGUGUUUUUUUUUUUUUUUUUUUUCGUACCUUGUUUAAGAUGGACCUGGAUCAACCCCGGGCUGCAAAACAAACAAAAAAAAACUAAUACGUAUGGAUCCUGUAUGAUGACUGCUUUUCUCCCAGCUUUUUCUUGUUGUGUUUUUGAGCAGUUUUAAUGCUAAAAGAAUCCGUGGGGAGAAGUUCUCUUAGAAGCUGAGGAUGAUGGGAUGAUGGUUGAAUGUGUGGUGAAUUAAAGGUUUUUAGCACAUGCUUUUGAAGCUCUUGAAACCUAACAUAACAUAUAAAAGGAAAAAAAAAAGAUAACAAGGAGGGUUUGAGAGCAAAAAUCUCAGGCAUAUUUCACGAAGACCUAACCUCAACUAUAUAGAUUCACUUAGAAUAUAGUCUCUGUAUUUCAAUAUUUCGAAGGAAAAAAAAAAAGCCUUUUAAAGAACAAAAAGUGAGAUUGUGCCUUUUUGUACACAAUAUAGGAGACUUGCUUCCCUAUGCUUUUGAGUAUGCUCCCACAGUCACACACACAUAUAUAUAUAUAUUUACAUGCACACACAGACACACGGAAGCCUUAGAAACAUGACCUCAAACACUGCUAUUAUGCCUUUGUUUUAUAUUUUUUUAGCAUAUAAGAAAAAAGAGAAAAUAUCCUAAAUUAGAUCGAACAUGAAAAAAAAGCCCAUAUGUUCUCUAUGUAUUGCAAAUAUUAAAAUGUUAGUUACACAUAUAUAUUUGAUACAAAUGAUCUAUAUUCAAAACUCAAACUGGUUUUGAUAAGAUUUCUAUUUUUCAAAAGAAGAUAAGAAUAUAUGGAGAAUAAAUAAGGUGAUCAUAAGGUGACCUCACACAUAUUUAGUUACAGGGAUCCUACAGUGCUUUAUUUUGAAUGAAUGAAGUGUUACUGGAGAAAAGCCAGCCAAAAUGACUGUAAAUGAUUCAGAUCAAUCAUUCAGAACUGAAGCUUGUAUUUUAUGGCCUUUUUGUGUAUUUGCGUGCCCAGAAUACACACAUACACACGCACACACCCAUCCAAAUAUGCCCACUAGAAUGCCUGCUUAUAUAUUACUGUCCUCUAUGGCUAGAGAUAAUAUUACUGUUAACUGCAUUUGAUAGCUGUCGCAUGAUUGCUGCCUUGCCUUUCCUGUGUCUGUCUGGUGCGCACCAUCAGAAAGUAAUGCUACACACAUGCACAUGCGAGAGGUGCAGUGCAUUUAAACAGUAGGGGCAGUUCACCACUACUCAAAACAGCGUCAGAAAUGGCAAAUUGCUUUCAUCUGUUUGAUGAUUUGUCUCAGGCGUAACACAUAAAUAAGUAUGUGGAUGAACAGUUACGUUCACAGUGCAAGCAGUUGACGCAUGGUGAACGCAUGGCCAAACAGGAACUAUGGAACUAUGGCUGUAUCUGAAUCGUGAGGGAGGCUGCUUUCUGCUCAGACUUUUAAGGAUCCUUAGUUGAGUCUAAAUCAAAGUUAAAGAAGAUGAACCUGAGUACAAACUUCUGUCAAAUAGCCCACCUACCUUUAACCCCAGGAUUAGCCGAUGCUCCCAGCAGACUUGCUAGCAAUAGGGACAUAGCGUUGCCAGUACCUUUAGGUAGUUCUUUAGGCCAUCUUGAAAUCAAGUCAUGAAAUUAAGUCGACUGACAAGGAUGGAUGAAUAGGUAGGAUAGGGGAACAGAUUGGAAAAUGAAUUCAGUGGAAAUGCAUGAAAUUUAAAGAGAUCUUUUCAGUUGAUUGAAGGUACUUUGAGUAUAAACAGUGUUUUUUAAUAAACUACCUGUGCACUUUCAAAGUUCAGUGCCUUGUUUUAAAUGUCAGAGCCUUCAGAAUUAUACCAAUGAAGUGUGCAGUUAAUUUGAGCUUGUUAAUGGUGUAAAAAUAGAAAAAAAUCUUUGCAUGGGUAAAAUUAUGCCCCUAUCACUAACAUUGUAAGCUUGUUGGGAGCAUUGGCUAAUAGCGCUGUAUUUCUGAAUGCUAAUGGACGAGCAGAGGUGAGCUAUAUUGACAAAAGUUUGUACUGAUUAUCAUCUUUCACUAUACCUCAAGUCCAUUUCACACUGGGUUUCUCCUUUAAGCAAAUGCGACCUUUGAGUUGAAUUUUAAUAGUUAAAAAUUGAAAUUGAUAAUGGCAACAUGACAACAUUGCUAAACACUCAUUUAGCCUUCCUGUUGUUUCCUGCCUGAUUCGGUUACUGAGACCUUUAUAAUGAAGUGAGACAGCAUAGGCUGCAAGGCAUCAAGUCAGCCACCUCCAGUUUGAGACACAGCCUCAAUCUUUAGCCUGUGAAGCCCUCCAGAUUCAAAAUGCUCAUUUCUACCCCUGGUAUGGAAUGAGAAACCCUGGACCGGACAGUUCCCAGAACCUGCCCAAUCACAGCCGCCUUACAAUGUGACCAGUGUGAAAACACAACUCAACUCAUAUGGGACUUGUCAUAGACUAGGAUGUUAAUGGGCAUUUGAUCUAACAGCGCGUCGUGUGAUGCUUCACUGACAUAACCCAUUAAUUAAUCUGAGCGCCUGCAGUCACUUAAGAGGCAAGCUGCUACACAUUCGUUCCACAGUAUGGUUUCGGUUAUGCUUAAGUCACAUUUUUUAUUUUUCCCCAGUCAUCACCCCCACCCACUCACCCUCUCACCCUGUAUAUCUCACACCAAAAAAGUGUUCAUUACGCUGAGUACAUACUGUGGUAAUCAGCAGGCAGUACAGGCUUUUGCUCACAGCUUUAGCCCCCCAACCCCCUUAUUAUUCACCUUUUCUUUUUCUUUUUUUCUUGUUAUUUUCUUCCCAUCAGAUUCAGUUCUUCAGUACAGCAGCCUUACUACACCAGCUUAGUGUCUGUACUCACCCUGACAACUGCCUAGCUCACUUAUAUUCGUAAACACACAUUUAUUUAGUUUCCCUCUCUCUCUCUCUAUCUCUCUCGCUCUCUCUCUCUUCAGUAUAAACAUUGCUGUUGUUUUUGUAAUACCUAUUGUUCUUAUUAUUAAUAUUAUCAUUUAUUAUUUUUAACAGUGAUAUUACUGAUUUUUUUUUCUUUCCUACCCCUUUUCCUGAAGAUUAGCUUCGUAAGAUUAAAAUCUUUAACAGCAUAUUCUGCAAACCUUUGUUCCUAUGAACUACAUAAUGGCAAAUACAGUUUUCUGGCUUUGCAUCUAUGCUGGUUUUAUUUGUAAUUAUAAAAAAAAGAACCAGUUAAAGGGGGAGGGGUAACAUUUGUUAUUGUUAUCAUGUUCUUUUUAUCUUAAUAUGUUCUCUUUUUUUGAUCUAUCGUGUACAUAUAUUUUUUCCAUUUUGGGGACUAUGUAAGAAAAAGACGUUGUAUUUCUUUGUGUAUAAGGUCUCUUCCUUUUCUAUUCAUUUAUCAUCAUCUCUCACACACUCACACUUGUGUUCUUUCUCUCUCUCUAUCUCUCUCUCUCAGCGGUUAUGUAACACUCUAAAGAAGAGAUGAGACUUGACAUCAUGAGGAAAUGUGUAUGCUUUAGUUUUUUCUUGUAUUUUUUUUUUCCUCUUGUAAUUAAAACUGUAAUCAGGGUUCAUUAAAAACCGGUAAACAUGGAUCAAA